Nanorana parkeri is the source of this 1360-nucleotide messenger RNA. It is a transcript of the gene CDKL1, whose product is annotated as cyclin dependent kinase like 1. Gene Ontology annotation, biological process: protein phosphorylation. The transcript is spliced from 10 exons. Gene Ontology annotation, cellular component: nucleus. The record is from RefSeq and is a predicted model, not a curated record. Bases 228 to 1283 code for a protein of 351 amino acids. NCBI's taxonomy places the organism in Eukaryota, Metazoa, Chordata, Amphibia, Anura, Dicroglossidae. Gene Ontology annotation, molecular function: cyclin-dependent protein serine/threonine kinase activity; ATP binding.
UCAGAGGCGGGCACGUCGUUACUAUGGGAACGACCGGGCUGGUAGCACGGCUCGCUGACUUCAGGCUACUCAGUUCAAGGGAGACCCGGAGGCGGCAGACAGAGUGUGCGGCGCAACCCACCUUGUGUACAGGUGCCGCCCAGAGACCCUCAAGAGACGCCAAUAUCUCGGACCAGCAGGAGAUCGAGUCAAAAAGGAUCUGAUUAAAUUCGCCAGGUUCUGUCUUCAUGGAGAAGUAUGAGAAGAUCGGUAAAAUCGGUGAGGGAUCCUACGGGAUUGUCUUUAAAUGCAGGAACAGAGACACGGGUCAGAUCGUGGCCAUUAAGAAGUUCUUGGAAUCCGAGGACGACCCAGUGAUCAAGAAGAUUGCUCUGCGUGAGAUCCGCAUGCUAAAGCAAUUAAAACAUCCAAACCUUGUUAACCUGCUGGAAGUCUUUAGAAGAAAGAGGAAAUUACAUUUGGUCUUUGAAUAUUGCGACCACACUGUCCUUCAUGAACUUGACCGACAUCCGCGAGGUGUACCGGAACAUCUUGUAAAGAGCAUAAUCUGGCAAACGUUACAAGGCGUCAAUUUCUGCCACAAACACAAUUGUAUUCAUCGUGAUGUCAAGCCAGAGAACAUCCUUAUCACCAAGCAGUUGGUCAUUAAGCUGUGCGAUUUUGGAUUUGCCAGAAUAUUAACGGGACCCAGCGACUACUACACAGAUUAUGUGGCUACAAGGUGGUACCGAGCGCCGGAGCUGCUUGUGGGUGACACCCAAUACGGCCCUCCUGUGGAUGUCUGGGCUAUCGGCUGCGUGUUCGCUGAGCUUAUAUCUGGAGUCCCCCUGUGGCCGGGCAAAUCUGACGUGGAUCAGUUAUACCUCAUCAGGAAAUGUCUGGGUGAUCUCAUUCCUCGGCAUCAGCAAGUGUUCAGUACAAACCUGUUCUUCAGCGGGGUCAGCAUCCCGGAUCCAGAAAAAAUGGAUCCCCUGGAAGGCAGAUUUCCGAACAUCUCUGCUAAUGCAAUGGGACUCAUGAAGGGCUGCCUGCACAUGGACCCCUCAGAGAGACUAAAGUGUGAGCACCUGCUGGAACACCCGUACUUUGACAGCAUCCGAGAAGAAGCGGAAGCUGCGAGGGAUCCAGAGAGACUGAGCCGGAGACAGACCAGACUGCACAGGAGAUACUUUCCAGGGCUGCAUCAUCUCCCACAGCUCACCAACAGCAACAUCUUACCAGCCCUGGACAGUAAGAAAUAUUACAACACCAGAAAAUUCAACUACCGCUUCCCCAACAUCUAACCGGGAGAAAUCCGGGCACAGAGAGACUAGUUCAAUAUUUAUUAUUCCCGGAACCAGGCGGCAGGAAUGUGCGAGCA